AAUUUCGCCCCAAAUCGUAUUCGGAGUUGGCAGCACCCUCUCAGAUUACAAUGAAACUUUCUGGGUAUGUACACCAAGACUAGAUAAGCCACUUUGCAUACUUAGUUUCUUCAAAAUUUAUCUGGACUGACUUUUGAAAAGGGCUAAACUUUUUUUAUGGAUUUUUUAAAAAUGUUUUUAAUCAAAAAAAUGACUACUCCUACAAAAAAGUGUUGUAUGGGUGAUUAUCACAAAAUAAGUCAAAUUUUAAGAAAAAAAUACUGAAAAAAUCCAAAAUGAGCCCUACACUGAAAAAAAUCAUUUCUAAAAAUUCAAAGUUGAUUUAAAAAAAACACCAUUUUUGAUUUUGAUGAAAUUUUGUCUCAAGACAGGUAAUUAUGUUCCCUACCAACCGUCCAUACAUCACAAGAUGGGCACUUUUAAGGAAAAAAAGUUUUUCUAACAAAAACUUUUUUAUGUCCAAAUUAUUAUUUUUUCAGUGUCUUUUUUUUUUAAACAAACUAAACCAGUGAAGGUUAUCUAGUAAUCUCAAAAUGCAAUGAAACUUAUUGUGUCAUAUGCGACAAUGCAAUGCACCCAUAUUCACGCAGCAGCACUCUAGAAGUACGAAACAAUAUACAAUUAGAACACGCAUUUCAUACGUGCUGCUGUAAUUUCUACCCAAACGUUUCUAUCCCAUGUUCUUACCUAAUAUUAGGUAUGGCUAUUUAUUAGAUUCGAACUACCUAAUCGAAAAAAAAAAACAAAUCAAGAGUUGUACCUAAAGCAAAUAUGAACAAAACAAGAAAAUGAAUCGGUAUCAUUCAACGUGUUACUUCUCUUUGGUUAUUAAAGGCAGUUCUGAAAAGUAAUGGAUCAAUCGUAUAAAUCAAAAUUCAACAAAUUCAAGUGCAGUGCAAAAAUAAACAAUCCAAAGUGCAACCGUCAUAAUCUACGGGGCAUGUCAUUAAGAUUGAUAGAUAAAAUUCAUUCCAUGGGAUAUACACAUGAAAUCGACGAAUCGAUGAGUAUUUGUGAGUCAUGUCGUGGAUUGAUAAGUCACAACAGAAGCCCGAAUACGAAAAAACGCCGAUCGGAUGGAAACGACGAAACUAUGCAACCAUCAUUUAGUGGGCAGCAACAUCAUGAUGUUCCAGAACCAGAACCGUCAACGAGUGGUCAACAAAUCGAAAAUGAGCUGGAUAUGGUACCAUCUAUUCCAUCAUUGGAGUCAAUUCCGUCAACUGAUCAACUACAGGGUCCCCAUAAUAUUGAGAAGUUUAAUACCAUUGCUGAAACAUUGAGUUUAUCGCCAAUCUCAUCUAGAAACAUGAGAAGUAUGGAAUAUCGCAUAAACAAAUCAUUGCCGAUUACGAAAGCAGUUCGAAAAAAUAUCUUCGGAAUAGAUUCAACGGAUGUUGGCAAAGUGGAGGCGUAUGACGAGAUAAUUAUGCAGUUAAAGGAUAAGUUCAAUCACCCUACAACUGACAGAAGCGAACAGAUUAAAAUACUAUCUGUACUUCCUAAGUCUUGGUCGGUAAAUAAAAUCACAAGAGAGUUUAAUGCACCAAUGUAUAUGGCGAGGCAGGUGAAGGAUCUUGUUUAUGAACAGGGUAUUCUUUGUACCACCGAAAAAAGAAGGGGGCAUGGUAUUGAUGACGAUACAAAACAAAUAGUAAGAGAAUUUUUUGAUGAUAAUGAUAUCAGCAGGCCAAUGCCAGGAACAAAUGAUUUUGUUUCUGAGGUUCGAAAUGGAAAAAAAACAACAAGUUCAAAAACGACUUUUGAUGAUGUCGCUCAAAGAGGCUUAUAUGAUUUUUGUAGAUACCGUCGUUGGGGGUGAGAAUGGGUCAAAAAAUGAUACUCAAAGAUUGUUUGUUAAAUAACAAAUAAAAAUGAAGUCGGAAUAACUUUUUAUUUGGUAUGUAUACUCUUCUAUGUGGUAAUGAUAGUUUAGCAAGAAAGUAUCACGUUAUAUGAAUUUCUUACUAAACUACAAAUGAUUGAAAAUUGACCCAAUCUCACCCCUUAGAGGGGGUGAGAAUGGGUCAAAGUAUUCGAAAUCGCCUAACUGAGAAUAUAAGUUAAUUUUAUUGAUCAUAUCUAGUAAACCUACUUAAAACACAAUGUUAUCAUAGCGAAUAAAUAUUUAGGUAAUAUUAAAAGAUGAUUAAUCCACCUAAAAGGCUUAAUACAACCGA
Messenger RNA from Aedes albopictus (Asian tiger mosquito), 2180 nucleotides. RefSeq lists its product as uncharacterized. Lineage: Eukaryota; Metazoa; Arthropoda; Insecta; Diptera; Culicidae. The coding region runs from base 851 to 1822 and encodes 323 amino acids. The record is from RefSeq and is a predicted model, not a curated record. The transcript has 2 exons.